Mesoplodon densirostris (Blainville's beaked whale) is the source of this 1536-nucleotide messenger RNA. RefSeq names its product 5-beta-cholestane-3-alpha,7-alpha-diol 12-alpha-hydroxylase. Bases 1 to 1536 code for a protein of 511 amino acids. Gene Ontology annotation, molecular function: sterol 12-alpha-hydroxylase activity; iron ion binding; heme binding. The transcript has a single exon. The record is from RefSeq and is a predicted model, not a curated record. Lineage: Eukaryota; Metazoa; Chordata; Mammalia; Artiodactyla; Ziphiidae.
AUGGUGCUCUGGGGUCUGGUGCUGGGAGCUCUGAUGGUGGCCACUGUGGGAUACCUGUGCCUGAAGGAGCUGCUCCGGCAACAAAGACCCAAGGAGCCCCCUCUGGAUAAGGGCUCCGUGCCCUGGCUGGGCCAUGCUAUGGCUUUCCGGAAGAAUAUGUUUGAAUUUCUGAAGCACAUGAGGGCUAAACAUGGGGACAUAUUCACGGUGCAGCUAGGGGGCCAGUACUUCACCUUUGUCAUGGACCCUCUCUCCUUUGGCCCCAUCCUCAAGGACACGCAAAGAAGACUAGACUUUGUGGAGUAUGCGGAAAACCUGGUGCUAAAGGUAUUUGGAUACCGCUCCAUGCGGGGAGACUACCAGAUGAUACACUCAGCCAGCACCAAGCACCUCAUGGGGGAUGGCUUGGAGGAGCUCAACAAAGCCAUGCUGGACAGCCUGUCCUUGGUUAUGCUGGGGCCCACGGGCCCCAGUCUGGAUGCCAGUAGCUGGCGUGAGGAUGGCCUCUUUCACUUCUGCUACAACAUCUUGUUCAAGGCCGGCUACCUGAGCUUGUUCGGCUACACAAAGGACAAGGAACAGGACCUGCUACAGGCAGAGGAAUUAUUCGUGCAGUUCCGCAAGUUCGACCGCCUGUUCCCCAGGUUUGUCUACUCCCUACUGGGACCCCGGGAGUGGCUGGAAGUAGGCCGGCUCCAGCGUCUCUUCCAUAAGACGCUCUCUGUGGAACACAACAUGGAGAAGUACGGCAUAAGCAACUGGAUCACCUAUAUGCUUCAGUUUCUGAGGGAGCAGGGAGUCGCCCCUGCCAUGCAGGACAAGUUCAACUUCAUGAUGCUCUGGGCCUCCCAGGGUAACACAGGGCCUACCUCUUUCUGGGCCCUCUUGUUCCUCCUGAAGCAUCCAGAAGCCAUGCGGGCUGUGAGGGAGGAGGCCACCCGGGUCCUGGGAGAGGCCAGGCUGGAGGCCAAGCUGUCCCUCAACUUUGAUGUCGGUGCCCUGCAGCGCAUGACGGUGCUGGACAGCGUGAUGGAGGAGACACUGCGGCUGGGGGCCGCGCCGACCCUCCUCAGGGUGGUGAAAAAUGACCACAGCCUGAAGAUGGCCAGUGGGCAGGAGUACCUGCUCCGCAAUGGAGACAUCCUGGCCCUCUUCCCUUAUCUCUCAGUGCACAUGGACCCCGAAAUCCACUCGGAGCCCACCACCUUCAAGUACGAUCGCUUCCUCACCCCCAGCGGCAGCCGAAAGGUAGACUUCUACAAGGCAGGCAAGAAGAUCCACCACUACACCAUGCCAUGGGGCUCGGGCGUCUCCAUCUGCCCCGGGAGGUUCUUGGCCCUCAGCGAGAUGAAGCUCUUUGUCCUGCUCAUGGUCACACAAUUUGACCUGGAGCUGGUGGACCCUGACACACCCGUGCCACCCGUGGACCCCCAGCGCUGGGGCUUUGGCACCACACAGCCCAGCCACGAGGUGCGAUUCCGCUACCGCCUGCGCCUGGGGAGUGAGCUCUGCCCAGAUGGCUGCAAGCCUGGCUAG